AAAUAAAGCUCAAAUUGCCAUUUAACCUGAAUGACCUGAUCAACCAAUCUGGUAUAUGUGUGUUUUCAUUUGUUUUCAGAUAUUGAUGAGUGCAAGGAUCCAAAUCUCUGCAACCACGGAGAGUGCAAAAAUUUGGCGGGAAGUUACACUUGUUUGUGCUCAAAAGGAUACAAGAUCGACAGCAUGAAUGACAAGAGUUGCAUCAAAGAGAAUCCCAAAAAUAACUCAAAGAUGACUCUCCUGCUUAUUAUUUCAUUGAGUGUAAGUAUAGGCUUAUUGAUUUUUUUUGUGGGGAUUUCGUGGAUAUGUUGCGGGAUAAAGAGAAGACAAUACACUAAACUCAAAGAAAAGUACUUCAAAGAGAAUGGUGGCUUAUCGUUACUACAACAACUUGCUAGUCAUGGAGGCACUGUGGAGACAACAAAAAUCUUUUCCACAGAAGAACUUGAGAAGGCAACAAACAAUUACCACGAGAGUAGAAUCCUUGGAGAAGGAGGCUAUGGAACAGUUUACAAAGGAAUACUACCAGAUGACAAAGUGGUGGCCAUAAAGAAGUCAAAAGGUGGUGCCCCAACCCAAAGUGAUCAAUUUGUUAACAAGGUGAUUGUUCUUUCUCAAAUAAACCACAGAAAUUUGGUGAAGCUACUAGGUUGUUGUUUAGAGACAGAAGUGCCUUUACUAGUGUAUGAGUUCAUCACCCAUGGAACUCUUUAUGAGCAUAUUCAUAAAAAAAGAUCGUCACUGUCAUUUGAAUUACGAAUGAAGAUAGCAGUUGAAACGGUAGAAGCACUGGCAUACUUACACUCCUCAACUUCAAAUCCAAUCAUACAUCGAGAUGUGAAAGCAGAAAAUAUACUCUUAGAUGAUGCUUAUACAGCAAAAAUAUCAGACUUUGGAGCUUCAAGAUUGAUUCCAUCAGGUCAAACUGAAAUACAAACUUUAGUGCUAGGGACAUUCGGUUACCUAGACCCUGAAUAUCUGCAAUCGAACCAACUAACAGAAAAGAGUGACAUCUACAACUUUGGUGUUGUCCUAGUGGAGCUACUAACAAGCAAAAUGGCACUUUCUAAGGACAGAUGCUUAACAAGCAUCUUUAUUUCUUCCGUGGAUGAAGAUUGCUUGAAUCCAAUUCUUGAUGAUGACAUUGUGAACGAGGGAAACAUUGAGUCAGUAAAGAAUGUGGCCAGUCUUGCAAAAAGAUGCUUGAGGGUAAAAGGGGAGGAAAGGCCUACCAUGAAAGAAGUAGCAAUGGAGCUAGAGGGAAUGAGGAUUACAGCAAAGCACCCAUGGGGAACUAAUGUUGGUUUCUGUCCAGAGGAAAAUGAGUACUUGCUUGGGUUACUUGAUUCAGAUGCUUAUGUUUUGGAUGUUAGAGGAGGUGGUGGUAGUUCUAGUGGUUUAACUACUGGUACAGGGUAUGACAGCAUGCAAAUACAAAUGUUAAUGCCUUAUGGUGAUGGACGAUAGUGGAUUGGCGUGUUGCUCCUUGUGUAUUUAUUAUGUAUUAUUUAGGAAUGGUUUUUUGAAUUAAAGCAGUCUCCAUACAAUAAAAUCAUAUGUAAGCACACUGUAAUGUGAAAUGUAAGUUAAGUGUCACCCUGCGUUUUCAUUCCCUGGUUUUGUACU
Rosa chinensis is the source of this 1626-nucleotide messenger RNA. RefSeq names its product wall-associated receptor kinase 3. The transcript has 2 exons. The record is from RefSeq and is a predicted model, not a curated record. Bases 184 to 1467 code for a protein of 427 amino acids. NCBI's taxonomy places the organism in Eukaryota, Viridiplantae, Streptophyta, Magnoliopsida, Rosales, Rosaceae. Gene Ontology annotation, molecular function: ATP binding; protein serine/threonine kinase activity. Gene Ontology annotation, biological process: protein phosphorylation; cell surface receptor signaling pathway. Gene Ontology annotation, cellular component: plasma membrane.